Aspergillus ibericus CBS 121593 is the source of this 1116-nucleotide messenger RNA. RefSeq names its product putative integral membrane protein Pth11-like. The record is from RefSeq and is a predicted model, not a curated record. The transcript has 6 exons. Lineage: Eukaryota; Fungi; Ascomycota; Eurotiomycetes; Eurotiales; Aspergillaceae. The coding region runs from base 1 to 1116 and encodes 371 amino acids.
AUGGCGGAAUCAAAGGGUCCAAUAAUAGCUGGUGUUGCCAUCAGUUUUGCGAUCCUGAGCUUUGUGGUCAUCUGUUUGCGGCUGUUUGCUCGGAUCUAUGUCUUGAAGCGAAUGGGCUUGGAUGACUAUCUGAUUAUUGGCGCCUGCCUUCUUUCAUGGGCGUUUACAUCUGUCACUAUAGUCGCCGUCAAGCAUGGCAUGGGGAAACACUUGGAUGAUGUGAACCCAGAUGGUUUGAUAACAUAUGCUUUCGUCGUCUGGCUGAGCUCGAUGUUUUAUUUAGCCUGUCUGGGCUUCAUCAAGACCUCGGUCUGCUGGUUUUACACCCGACUGGGAGAUAAGCAGCUCACGCGCUUGUCUCUCAUUAUGAUGUGUGUGGUGGCCUGCCAGGCAACCUCCUUCGUCCUGACUGCUGCCUUCCAGUGCCAUCCCAUUGCUCGGGCCUGGAAUACUAGCAUUCCCGGUCACUGCGUGACGAUCAAUGUCUUCUACCUCGCCAAUGCGGCGUUGAACAUUGUCACUGAUCUGAUCACCUACUCCCUCCCGAUCCGGGUCAUCUUGAACCUGCACAUGCCGGCAAAACAGAAGCUGGCCCUCGGCGGCAUCCUUUGCCUAGGUUUAUUCGCAUGCAUCUCUUCCAUCAUCCGAAUCACCUACAUCCCCGCAAUGCUGACCUCAUCCGACUCCACCUUCGCCAUCAGCGGUGCCAUGUACUGGUCGGCAAUCGAAAUCAACGUCGGCAUCCUGGCCUCCUCCAUCCCCUCCUUCAAGGCCAUUGCCUCCCGUUUCCUCCCCCGGUUGAUUGGCGAAUACAGCUCGAACAAGGGUUACAGUGGAUGGUCGAGCGACAACGGAGCGAAGCGGUAUGCAUCGGGCUUCUCCCGGGUCCGCGAACAUGUGUUCGGCAUGAGUGUGCUGGAGACCCGAGGAGAGGCGGAAACGGUGACGGGCACCCAGAUCGAGCGAAACACCAGCGAGGAGCGGAUCAUUGUUCCCGCGGGAAAGAUUUACGCUCAUACGGAAAUCGAGACGAACGUCGAAGUCAGUCCGGAUUAUAUCCGAGCCGCGCAUUCUUUUGAUCACCCUCGCUCAGUCGCGACGGUGAAUUCCUCUUGA